Molecule: messenger RNA, 387 nt
Organism: Vigna umbellata (rice bean)
Lineage: Eukaryota; Viridiplantae; Streptophyta; Magnoliopsida; Fabales; Fabaceae
Source: RefSeq, a predicted model, not a curated record
AUGAAGCGGUACCUUACUGCUAUUUCUCUCAUUAAGCAAAUGGAGCUCAAGGGAAUUCUCUGUGACCAUGCUAAUCUCAUCCUCCUCAUCAAUUGUUUCUGUCACUUAGACAAAUUGGCUUUCGCUUUUUCUGUAUUUGCCAAGAUUCUCAAACGGGGUUAUCAUCCAGAUGCCAUAACCUUAAAUACACUCAUGAGAGGUCUCUGUGAUAAGGGUGAGGUCAAGGAAGCCUUCAACCUUCACGACAAAGUGAUAGCACUAGGAUUUCGAUUCAACCACAUUACUUAUGGUAUUCUGAUCAAUGGAUUGAGCAAAAUAGGAGAAACUGAAGCCGCGAUCAAAUUGCUCAGAAGUAUUCAAGGUCGAUCAGNAGACAUUCCUCCUUGA